AUGGAUGACCAAAUCUUAGAAAAUCUUAGAAUACUGAAGUCAUCUAUGGUUACUGUCCUAAAGCCCCUUGAAGAAAUAUAUCCUCCACCGGCUGACGGGCAGUUCAUUGAGGUCAAAUAUAGACCUCGUGAAGAAAUAAUAGAAGGUCUCCGUGAUUUAAUUGUUGCAGCUGAAAAAAAAAUUGAAGCUGGCAUAACCCCAUGCUUCCCUUUUCUUGUACGAACCGAAAGUACCCAAGUUUUCUCCACGGAUGCAAAUCGUUAUGUGCUGAAAAAGAAAGCUAAAACGAAAGUCCGGGAAAAAAAUCAAAGGCUCGAAUCUCGGGACAUAAAAUUCAUGUCGAUGAUUAAACUGAUCAAGAGUAACUGUGAGAAGAACUUUGAGUGUAACAAGCGAGCACUGCUCUACGACUUGGAGCCUUAUGGAAUCAAAAAUAAAGAUGAUUUGGAUAUACUGGUUGACAAUCUAACGUGCAUGUUGGAGUGCACCCAAGAGAGUUUACUUAUAACUAGCAACGCGGAAGGUAGAGUGGCUGGUCAGCUGUCUUAUGUAUGUAAGGGCAAAGUUAGCACAUCCUUGGGCGAGGAGCAAAUUAUCCCAGACCACAAUAUCUCUGACAUUAAGAGUGAUGCGGCUUUCAUUUUGUUGGUGGAGAAACAGACGGUGAUGAAGCGAUUGGUACGUGAUAAUUUUCAUAUAGCUUAUCAGUGUAUAAUAAUCACGGGUCGGGGACAACCUUGCCAUAUUACUAAAAAAAUUUUGAAAGCAAUUGCAACCGAAUUGAAGCUUCCAAUCCUUGGACUUAUGGACUGCAAUGUGUAUGGGCUGCGAAUUUUUACCACUUACCGAUGGGGCUCAAAAAGAAUGGCACAUGACAAUUACAGAUUGAUAACCCCUGAUAUAAUGUGGUUAGGGUUGAGACCAUCUGAUUUGGGGAAGGAUAAGUACGAGAUAUCAGAAAGCCAAAGGCGGCCGAGGAAAACACAUGAGAAUACAUACGUAACAAAUAUAGGGAGAGAAAAGUUUGUAAUUUCUAAUGCGAAAUGGGUUGACGAGGUAGAUUUGAUGAAAGAUGCCCAUAAUAAAGCUAAUCUUGAAUCUUUGGGCGACAGCCUGUCGAAGACUUUCUUGCCAAAAAAAUUGAGAGAAGCAGAUUGGAUAUAG
Molecule: messenger RNA, 1164 nt
Organism: Prunus avium (sweet cherry)
Lineage: Eukaryota; Viridiplantae; Streptophyta; Magnoliopsida; Rosales; Rosaceae
Source: RefSeq, a predicted model, not a curated record